GCAAUCCCGCGUGCGCGACUGCUCUCCCGCUUCGCCUCUUCAACCUUUUCUGCUCCUUGCUUCCUUGCUGCAGAAGGGCUGCGUUGCGUAAAGGCUGUCUUUCGGACACUUGGCCGCGGUUAUUCGCUUCUCUCUUGUAUAUAUCCGUAUAUGCUUUUUUUCUUCUUCUUCUACGAGCACGCACUCCGGCAUUUUACGCUCUGCGCUGCUCCGUUUCACUCUCCUUUCUCUCCAAGAAUCAAGGCAUUUGCAUCUGCCGUUACUAGCUCUGCGAACACAUUAGCUUCGGCAAUCUUGACACAGCUCGGCCUUUUGGUUUCUUCAACUUUGAAUAGCAUAAACGUUGAUCGUUUAGUUGCCGCAGGCCUUCUUCCAACAAGCUUGUUCAUUCCCUCUCUCUCAUUUCUCUCUCUCUUCGUAUCGCUGGUGUCGCCCCGAGACAAACUUCGCUUGCGUCCAAGACACAGCAACGAAACAGAUCCGGACUCCGCCUUUUCUCUGAACACACGUGUGACGACAGAAGACUGUCACAGACCCGUCGCGAGAGUCGGCAACCGACAGCUCGCAGCCACAAACUUUGCGCUCCGCGUACCUACAUGCGUUGCGGCCAACGCACAUGACAGCAUACCAAACAAUCUCAAUCUCCAACAAUCACCUGGCGUGAACCACCGUUGCUCUCUUUUCCUUCUGCCUCUCUCUAUCUCUCUUCUUUUUCUUACUUGUCACCUUCAUUUUUUCUGCCCCUCCGGCAUCCCAUCUCCACGCUGAUCAGCUGUCGUCAACUCCCAAAAGUCACCUUCCAGCUUGAGCUUGGAUUCACAUCGACGCCGCAGCUCCACCACCGGCACAGCACCCGCACAAAGUCCCCUGUGCAACGUUCCUAGCCGUUUGCAUCCAUCAUCGGCCCAGCUCUCUGAAAUAGUGAGCGCUGGUCACACGGCGUCAUAUCUAGCAGCCAACUGCCAUAUCGGGCUGUGGGCUUCUCAUCGUCGCUCACCUCAUUCCUCACCAUUCAAGCGGCUGCCUCAUUCGCUUGCGGUGGCCACAAGUCAUACAGCGUGAUUCCAUAUCGCUCUUGCUCUUGUUCUUAUCUGAAUCUACUUGUCUCUUGCAACGUCAACAAAACACUUCUUCAACCACCGCCACAAUGUCGCUAUCACGAGCCUUCACUACGCGCAAGCUCAAGCUGGGCUCUGACGCCGACGGCAAGAGUCCUCAGCGCUCGCACACUCUUCGCCACAAGAUCUCGGCUCCUGUCCAGCUCGUUCAUACAACAAACAUGCUCUCAUACAACGCGCCUGACCUGCCUCGAGUGCCUGGCCGCAACAACUCUAGCGACCUGCCUCGCGUACCUGGCCGCAACAACUCCAGCGACCUACCUCGAGUACCUACACGCAUCAACUCUUCGAAAUCUCUGACCGAUUCUGACAGCGUCGAAACCACCGAGUCGACCCCGCCAACCAGCCCGGACGUUGCUCAAGGAGAGCGCUCGCCUUCUCCCAAGCCGAAUCAUCUCUCGGGAUACUUCAAGCCCGCCAAUGCGAAACCCGCGGCUGCAGCGCCAGCCGAGCCUGAGCCAACUCCGGCUCCAAUGAUUCCCCAGCGCUCUCCCACCCACACCAAGAAGAACUCGGUCGAUGCCGUCGCCAGGUCACGAUCCAUUACGCGCAUUUCUAGAGACUCCGAGUUGUCGGCUGCGUCCAGGAGCCUCCAGGCCUUCUCCUCUCGCUCUCCGUCUGUGUCAACAAACUCUUCGGCGCCCUCUUCAGCACACUCUUCAAUGCACUCCUCGGCGCAUAAUUCGUCCAUCUCGAGUCGCCUCGCGAAACAGCCUCUAGCUCCCGCUUUUCCUCUGGCCCCCGCGCCCACUACCGUUUCUGCGGCUCCUGCGGCUCCUGCAGCCUCGUCUGUGCAACCUUCUAAUGCAACGAGGCGCCACGUACAAAAGGAUUCGAAUCCUUUUGGAGCAGAAUUGGCCCAAGUGACGGAGCUAGCGGAGGAAUUCAGCUCCAGAAGCCAACGGGAGCAGAUGGACGAAGAUGUGGAAUACAUGCGCUCCAACAAUCUCGUCAGGCUACGCACCGACGACUAUCUGAGAAUGGUUCAAAGCCUGUCAUCCAUCUUCUUGUCUGAGCCCAGUCACUCUGCUCCCAAAGCCGCAGCACCGCUCUGGAUUUAAAUCGCAUACAAUUUACGAAAGAUGAACAACAUACAAAAAAAAAAAAAAAAAAAAAAAAAA
Trichoderma atroviride IMI 206040 is the source of this 2239-nucleotide messenger RNA. RefSeq lists its product as uncharacterized. NCBI's taxonomy places the organism in Eukaryota, Fungi, Ascomycota, Sordariomycetes, Hypocreales, Hypocreaceae. The record is from RefSeq and is a predicted model, not a curated record.